AUGGCUGUAACGAAUGAAGUUAACAACACCACUUCUGUGUCUUCAGAAGCCCCUUCCGAUGUAUUAAGCAGCUCAGAAAAGCUUGCCACCGAGGAAAAUGGCAUAGCUAAGUUGAAUGGUGCUGAAUAUGAAGAGGAAGAUGGUGGGGAAGCAGGCGGUGAAGUCUUUCAGUUGACUGUGGUGCUUCCCCGUGAGCCCCAUAAAAUUCAGAUCAUCGUUUCCUCACAAGAAGCUAUACACGAUGUUCGACAGUCCAUAAUCGAGCUCCCUGGAACUUUCCAGUACUCAUGUUUCCAUCUUGAACAUAAAGGAGAGAGGAUAAACGACUUCGUUCAGAUAUCCGAAGUCUCCGGCUUAACAGCGGAGUCAGAAAUACACUUGGUCGAAGAUCCAUAUACAGAGAAGGAGGCGAGAAUACAUCUUGUUAGAGUACGAGAACUUAUUGGUGCUGCCGGAAACCGUACCGAUACCUUGAAUGGCAUUAUCUCUGGAGCUUCACUGCUUGAAUCAGUUACAUCGGCGGACUCGAGUCAAAAUGGUACAAGCACGGCCCCGUCUCAUCCAAUGGUUGAAUUUGAUUUCCAGGCUUCUGGCAAUCUCUCGACUCUUCUUCCAAAAGCACAAGAGCCAGGCCCAAAAACUGUCAAGUUAAUUUCCGUCUCUCCUUGGAACCCUCCACCGUACCAGCUCAGACAGAAGGGACAUCUACUCUAUCUACAGGUAACCACAAAUGAGGGAGAGCAAUUCCAGAUCACAUCUCACGUAUCCGGCUUUUACGUGAACAAAUCCUCAACGGGCAAAUUUGAUCCAUCCCCAAAAUCUGCACCCAAAGCCCAUGCUGCGCACUCACUUUUAGCACUUCUUGGUGAUUUGUCUCCAUCAUUUGAGGACUCCUUUAAGAGUCUUCAGGAGUACAAUAAUACCAACGAACCUUUGGCUACAUUCCAAAUCACGAACGCAACCCCCGCGAACCCUUGGAUAGUGCCAUCAGCGUCUGCUCCUAUUGUUGCGCACCAAGCUGAUAUCACACGCACUCAAGAAAACUAUCUUAUUGCUGGUAUUGAGAACAGCGAAACUUUGCGAGACUGGAACGAAGAAUUUCAGUCUACUAGAGAGCUGCCAAAAGAAACUGUCCAGGAUCGUGUAUUCCGAGAACGAUUGACCUCAAAGCUGUUCGCCGAUUACAAUGAUGCUGCCGCUCGUGGCGCGAUCUUGGUUGCUAGAGGUGAAAUCGCCCCGCUCAACCCAACCGAAGGCAAAGAUGCUCAAAUAUUCGUCUACAAUAACGUUUUCUUUUCCUUUGGGGCUGAUGGAGUGGGUACCUUUGCCUCAGAGGGUGGCGAUGAAGCCGCUAGAGCAGCAGUGGGCAAGGAUGUUAUGGGAGUUCGCAUGGUCAACCAAUUGGAUAUUGACGGCCUCUUUACACCAGGAACCGUGGUCGUUGACUACCUUGGAAAGCGUAUUGUUGGACAAAGUAUUGUACCAGGUAUCUUUAAGCAACGUGACCCAGGUGAGAACCAAAUCGAUUAUGGUGCAGUAGAUGGCAAGGACAUUGUCGCAUCAGAUGAGAAGUUUGUGUCCGUUUUUGAAAAGCUUUCCAAGGCCUUGAAGGUCAAGAAGCAUGCCGUUUGGGACAAAGACGCUAAGCGCCAUGAUCUCGAAGGUAGUAUCGAAACCAAAGGUCUUUUGGGUACUGACGGCAGAAAGUACGUUCUUGAUUUGUAUAGGGUUACCCCAUUGGAUAUCACCUGGAUGGAGGAAGUUGGUACUGCACUUGACAGCCCCAAGGAGGCCGAUGCAGCAGGUGAAUCUGCAUACCCGCAUCGCAUGACCGUCAUCCGACCUGAACUGGUCGAAUCCUACUGGAAGGUCAAGAUGCGUGAAUGGGUAAACGGUGAAUUGGAACGCAAGCGCCAAGCUCAGAAAGCCGUCGAACCUACUGCCGAAGAAAAUGAGACGAAAGCUAUAGCUGAGGCAUCCGAGCCAGCUCAAAGCGAGCAACCAGCCGAGAACAGCGAAUCAGCCAACAACAGCGAAUUAGCCAGGAAGGACGAAGCGGACAAGGAUGUCGAAUCCAGCAAGCCUGCAGCUGAUCAGGAAAGAAUUGAUAUUGGUGAUUUCAAGUUUGCCUUGAAUCCAGAUACUUUCAGCGGUCAACAGCCACAAACCGAUGAGGAAAAAGCCGAAUUUGCUGAGGAUGAACAGCUGGUGCGAUUAGUCUGUGAAUACCAACGUAAAACAGUGUUACCUGAACUUGUGAGUGAUCUCAAGGAAGGUGACGUUGGAUUCCCUAUGGAUGGUCAGUCUUUGAGCAGACUACUUCAUAAACGUGGUAUCAAUAUCCGAUAUCUCGGUCAAGUUGCCACUCUUGCGGAUGGCAAAAGACUCGAAUCUUUACGCAUAUUAGCCGUCCAAGAGAUGGUGUCAAGAGCAUUCAAGCAUGUUGCUGGUAACUAUCUCCGUUAUCUUCCUAUCCCUUUGACAAGCUCAUGUAUUGCCCACCUCUUCAAUUGUUUGCUUGGUACAGAUUUGAACCCAGCUCCAAAACCAGAUGUGGAUGAUGCUAUGGCUUCGCUUUAUCCUGAAGCAGAUUUGAAAUUCAAAGAAGUUACCCCUGAAAGUCUCAAACAAGAGAUUGAAGCUCAGGUUUUACGUCGCUUCCGCUACACCCUCGACUCUACCUGGACCGCAGCUAUCAAGCAUUUACAACUACUCCGCGAAGUGUCCCUGAAGCUCGGUAUCCAAUUGGAGAUGAAAGACUACCAUUUCACGAAGCAGUCGCAGACUGAAGCAAGUGCUGCUCUACCAGCGACUAACGGUGAGGCCACAAAGGAUGCCGCCCCCAAUGGAAAGAGCACCAAUGGCAAGAAGAAGAAGAAGAAUGCCCGCGAAGGUUCCCCUGUAUCUAUUGUGUCAGUGAAUGCCUCGUCGCCUGUCACCUUCAACCCAGAUGACAUCCUCAAUACUGUCCCAGUCAUCAAAGAGGCUUCUCCACGAAGCUCGCUUGCCGAAGAAGCUUUGGAAGCUGGACGUAUUUCCCUCCUCCAGGACCAAAAGAAGCUAGGACAAGAAUUACUAUUAGAAUCUUUGUCAUUGCACGAACAAAUCUAUGGUAUUCUUCACCCUGAGGUGGCGAGAGUAUACAAUUCGUUGUCAAUGCUCUAUUACCAGCUCGAUGAGAAGGAGGCGGCAAUGGAACUUGCCCGCAAGGCUGUUAUUGUUUCCGAGAGAACCCUUGGUGUUGAUAAUGCUGAGACACUCUUGAACUAUCUCAAUCUCGGGCUUAUUGCACAUGCCAGUGGGGAAACAAAGUUGGCCUUGACUUACAUCAAGCACGCAUUGGACUUGUGGAAGGUUGUCUAUGGUCCAAACCAUCCCGACUCCAUCACAACAAUCAACAAUGCCGCAGUAAUGCUGCAACAUUUGAAGGAGUACCAUGAUUCUCGCACGUGGUUCGAGGCAUCUCUCAAAAUCUGCGAGGAGGUGUAUGGAAAGCAUUCUAUCAAUGCUGCGACGCUACUAUUUCAAUUGGCUCAGGCUUUAGCAUUGGAUCAAGACUCUAAGUCUGCUGUCAACCGUAUGCGCGAGUCGUACAAUAUCUUCCUUGCCGAAUUAGGUGCGGAAGACAAGAACACCAAGGAAGCCGAAAAAUGGCUUGAACAGCUCACCCAAAAUGCUGUAUCCAUUGCCAAACACGCAAAAGAUGUUCAAGCUCGAAGAAGCCGAGCCGGUAUUCGAGUCUCUCCUCGUGUCACUCUCGGACAGACUCAGCUCCAACCUCAGAUCGGACAAACCGCUGAGGCUGCCGCUGGUCGCGAGUCUCGCUCCUCUAGAGGACUUGAUUCUCGAAGCAUUGAUGAGCUUCUCAAAUUCAUCGAAGGAAGCGAUCAAGCCAGCAAAAACAAGAAACGACCUGGACAAAGCAAUCCAAAGAGGCGAGGUGGUGCCGCGGCUGCGGCUGGUAAAUAA
Sclerotinia borealis F-4128 is the source of this 3969-nucleotide messenger RNA. NCBI's taxonomy places the organism in Eukaryota, Fungi, Ascomycota, Leotiomycetes, Helotiales, Sclerotiniaceae. The record is from the annotation of a GenBank genome assembly.